Molecule: messenger RNA, 516 nt
Organism: Penicillium verrucosum
Lineage: Eukaryota; Fungi; Ascomycota; Eurotiomycetes; Eurotiales; Aspergillaceae
Exons: 1
Coding region: 1-516 (171 amino acids)
Source: RefSeq, a predicted model, not a curated record
AUGCGGUACAAUGUCUUCACCCCCAUCCUGUUGGCGGUCACGGCACUUGCUGUCCCCGUCCCCAAUCAGAACGAUGUAAUCGGUGAUGCCGGCGUUGCCGUUAAUGUCGGCGGUGACGAGACCGUUGGUGUUCUCGAUCGCAAGCGUGAUGUUAUCGACGAUCUUGGUGCCGCUGCCAACGUUGGCGGCGAAGAGACCGUUGGUGUUCUCGAUCGCAAGCGUGAUGUUAUCGGCGAUCUUGGUGCCGCUGCCAACGUUGGCGGCGAAGAGACCGUUGGUGUUCUCGAUCGCAAGCGUGAUAUUAUCGACGAUCUUGGUGCUGCUGUCAAUGUCGGCGGCGAAGAGACCGUUGGUGUUCUCGAUCACAAGCGUGAUGUUAUCGACGAUCUUGGUGCUGCUGUCAAUGUCGGCGGUGAAGAGACUGUUGGUGUUCUCGAUCACAAGCGUGAUGUUAUCGGCGAUUUUGGUGCCGCUGCCAAUGUCGGCGGUGCUGACACCAUCGGAGUUGCCAAGUGA